GCGGCACCACAUGAAUGGCUGAUGUCAGAGCGAACUGUGAAGACGAGACACGGCGCUCUUUACACUCGCGACUCCUGGAUUCUUCUCAAGGACCUUUCCAGACUCUGCCAUGUCCUCCCGUAACAUGGUGACGUUACGUGUGAUCUGUCUCCUGCACCUGAGCCUUAAUGUCUGGAGCAUCACAGUGACAUCUCACCCAGGGGACCGUGUGUCACUCACCUGUCCACUCACCUGUUUAGUCCCCAGCACUUACAAAAGGGCGUGGUACAAGCAGCUUCGUGGCCAGCCUCCAGAGCAAUUGCUGACAACAUUUUGGAGCUACAAGAAUAACUACACCAUCCAGCACAACACCGACGACAAGGAGCACUUCACCUCCAAAAAAAACCACACUUUAAUCAUCAAGAGCGUAAAGAAGGAUGAUACCGGGAAGUAUUACUGCACUUUCAACAAAUGGCAUGCGUACGUCUUCUUCAACGAGGGAAUUGAACUCAUUGUGGCAGAUGAGUCCAGCAGUUGGCUUGUCUGGAUCUCUUCUACCUUGGGCACCAUGCUGGUACUGAUGACCUGUGUCACCAUAUGCACUGUCUAUAAGUUAAAACGUAAAGAAGGCUGCCGAUCAGACAAACUUCAGAACCAGAGGGACAUGAGGAGCCGGGCGUCUGAUUCACAGGUUAUGUUUCCCAGUCAGGAGCAAGAAGGUUAUUAUCAGGAACUCUCCCACAUGGACCAUGUGUCCUACGAUGCUCUCCAGGACCACAGAACAAAAAGAAAAACAAACGUUGACAAAAGUGCCCAAUGAUUGGUGAACUGAACAAAAGCAGAUGAGACCUCAAGUUUUCUUAUCUCAAAACGCUCAUGUCGAGGUAUUCUCUUCCGUGGACGGCCAUUUUGAAUUUCUGACUCGCUUUUGCUUCUGCACUAUCACUGAUUAGCAUUACUUUACUCGUUUUUCUCGUAUCCUUGACCUUUUUUGUGUAACAAAAUGACUUUCUUUAUCAAGUCUUGUAGUGAUUCUCUAACAUGUGGUGCCAUUAUUGU
Polypterus senegalus (gray bichir) is the source of this 1038-nucleotide messenger RNA. It is a transcript of the gene sid1, whose product is annotated as secreted immunoglobulin domain 1. Lineage: Eukaryota; Metazoa; Chordata; Cladistia; Polypteriformes; Polypteridae. The transcript is spliced from 7 exons. Gene Ontology annotation, biological process: response to bacterium. Bases 110 to 799 code for a protein of 229 amino acids. The record is from RefSeq and is a predicted model, not a curated record.